This is a messenger RNA of Polyodon spathula (Mississippi paddlefish), 1774 nucleotides long. RefSeq names its product transcription elongation factor A protein 2-like. The transcript has 10 exons. NCBI's taxonomy places the organism in Eukaryota, Metazoa, Chordata, Actinopteri, Acipenseriformes, Polyodontidae. Gene Ontology annotation, biological process: transcription elongation by RNA polymerase II; DNA-templated transcription. The record is from RefSeq and is a predicted model, not a curated record. The coding region runs from base 135 to 1046 and encodes 303 amino acids. Gene Ontology annotation, cellular component: nucleus. Gene Ontology annotation, molecular function: zinc ion binding; nucleic acid binding.
UGGUUGUAGGAAAUUACAGAUUGGUACUGCGGCAGAGCUGUACGGGCUGGAGAGAAAACGCAACACGGUUUGAGUUUGGAGAUCAAUGGAUUUGUUUCGCCAUUCGUUGCAGUAGGAUAAACUCACGGCUGAAAAUGGGGAAAGCCGAAGAAGUCAUACGCAUUGGCAAGAAAUUGGACAAGAUGGUCAAUAAAAAAAGCACGGAAGGUGCUGUAGACUUACUAAAAGAACUGAAAAACAUUACUAUGUCCUUGGACACAUUACAGUCCACAAGGAUUGGGAUGUCUGUGAAUGCAGUAAGAAAGCAAAGCACGGAUGAAGAGGUGCAGACCAUAGCCAAAUCUCUUAUCAAAUCUUGGAAGAAACUGGUGGACAGUUCUGAAAACAAAGCAGACGAGAAGAAAAAAGAAUCUUCCUCACCAUCAUCAUCUUCCAAGAACAGCCCUCAGUCGGGCGACCAAAGCUCAAGCAAAAAACAAGAGGCAUCAAAGACCCCCAGUACCCCAACCACCCCAAAGGUCACUACAUUCCCAGCUGCUCCAGUUACAAUAGACAGUGUGCGCAACAAGUGCAGAGAAUUGCUGGUGGCAGCUUUACAAGUGGACAAUGAUUAUUUAGCAAUUGGAACUGACUGCAAGCAGUUGGCUGCACAGAUUGAAGAUUAUAUCUACCAAGAGUUUAAAAAAACAGACAUGAAGUACAAAUCCCGACUGAGGAGCAGGAUCUCGAACCUGAAGGACCAAAAGAACCCAGAACUCAGGAAGAAUGUUCUGUGUGGAAAUGUUUCAGCUCAACGCAUCGCCUCGAUGACCUCGGAGGAGAUGGCCAGUGCAGAGCUGAAGGAGGUUAGGAAAGCCCUGACAAAGGAGUCGAUCCGAGAGCACCAGCUGGCUAAGACUGGCGGCACGGAGACUGACCUAUUUCAGUGUGGAAAGUGCAAGAAGAAGAACUGCACCUACACACAGGUGCAAACCCGCAGUGCUGAUGAACCUAUGACCACGUUUGUUCUGUGCAACGAGUGUGGACACAGAUGGAAGUUCUGUUAGGACUUCAGUGAAGUUCAGCGUUGAAUGCAAGAUCAACUAUUGACAACAAAAAAAAAAUAGUAUUUUCAAUUGCAGUGAUGAUAGGAAAAGUACAUUGGUGAACAAUGUUAAAACAAAUUGUGCAUCUUUAAUGAGGAAUUACAUUUGUCAACUGGAUGGUAAAUACUUCCUUUGUCUUGUUUUUUAAAAAAACGAUCGUCUUAUUUCAACCAACAUUUUUUUGUUUUCUUUACUCACAGAAUGAUUUGCAUUGGUUAUUAAAGCAUAGUUAGAUUUUGUAACAUCAUGCAACACUGCCCAGUGUUGCAUGAUAAUAUCAAAGGUCCAGUACUGAUUUCUGUACUGAGGGAAACUUGGGCUGCAGAGUUCCGUUUCCUUUCAGUUCCAGUUCUUGUGUCACUCAAGUAGCCAAUAAUAAGUGUAGCUAAUAUUGAAUUGAAAAAGUACAUUUUGAUGAGAGCUAAAAACUUUACAUAAUCCCAAAUGGUGCACUUUGGAAGAAAAUGAAUGGUUUGAACUAGAAUUGCAAGUUUUUGAAUGGAAUAAUUCAAUUAUUUAGGUAACAUUUUUUUUGUUUGUUCGUUUUUCUUUUUCAAGGUACUGUGCCAGAUUUCAUUAAUAAAAUAUUGGUUACUAAUUAUUUUGCUUUGUCUUUCCCCCCCUUGUGAUGUUGCAGUAAUGUGUUACUAGUGAAUUACAAAAAUGAAUUAAUAAAAAUAAAAACAGGA